Molecule: messenger RNA, 7114 nt
Organism: Mugil cephalus (flathead mullet)
Lineage: Eukaryota; Metazoa; Chordata; Actinopteri; Mugiliformes; Mugilidae
Gene: dlgap4a
Product: discs, large (Drosophila) homolog-associated protein 4a
Exons: 12
Coding region: 600-3920 (1106 amino acids)
Biological process (GO): signaling
Cellular component (GO): postsynaptic specialization; glutamatergic synapse
Molecular function (GO): molecular adaptor activity
Source: RefSeq, a predicted model, not a curated record
CAGAGCAACACACACACACACAUCAUGUUGGCUCUCUGUGCGCAUAAUGAUUCAUCAACCACCGUUUGCUCAUGAGACCGUGAUUUCGGGUCCGAUGAGUUCAUUUUUCAGAGCUGGCCGCUGUGUCGUGGGCCCUCGGAUGCCCCCACCCCCACCUCUCUCAUCCCGCGUCUCGACGGACGAAACGCUGCAGCAGCAGCAGCGGCAGCAUCACCGGAGCCUCCAAACUGCGUUUUCCCUGCCGUGAUGGAUCCCCGUGUAAACCGGUGAGCUGCUAUCAGAAGACCGCUGUACUGUGGGACGCACCGACGCGCAAUGACGGCAGAAAAAUUGUGCCACUCAUCCAACGGAUAAAAAAAAAGAGAGAGAGACAGUUAUAUAUAUUUCUAUCAGUGUUCUAGGAUCGUCUUGUUUACCUUCCAGUCACAUCAACAGCCGGGUGACAGUGAUAUUACGGCAUGUAAGAGCUGGAUAACUAUUCCUGUGUGACCGACACCCAUCCGCAGCUGAUUACAUUAAAAUGAAAAAAGGAUGAGCCCCUCAGGUCAGUAGACCCGUGCUGAUUGGAGACAUGUUCUAGGGACGACACAUCAGACACCAUGAAAGGGUUAGGAGCCAACCGCAGUCGUCACCUGUCUGACUCGUGUGAACCAGCGGGAUGUCCACAGAAGCCUCUGUGUCCUUUGAACUCUGACCCUCACAGCGCCUUUCUGUUGAGCCCCACCAUAAACCACUAUGGCACUCUGGACCCCCACCUCCAUCAGUGCUCUCCGACCAGCCCUACCAACUUGACGCCUGACUGUCUGCUGCCUUUCAGCCAGAUGUCCAACAGCAGCACCUUCCCCCGUCUGCAUUUUACCUCCCAGGCAGACCAGGUUGACUGUUCCCAGGCCUGUAUGGCCGGCGGUGGAGUGGUUCAGGGCAGCAGGGCAGGCACACUAUCCACCUCUUUGUCUAUGGGCAUGGGCUUGGGUCUAGGCCUGACCGGUGCGCCUAUGAUCACCAGUGGAUCAGCCACCAUCUCCUCUGCAGCAGCAGCCAAGAUGAAUCGGCUACCCUCCAACCUUCUGGAUCAGCUAGAGAGGCACCUGCCCCUGCAGCAUGAUGGCUUCAGUACGCUUCAGUUCCAUAGAGGACGUAUGUCAAAGCAACGCAGUGAGAGUCCAGGACGCAUACGCCACCUGAUGCACUCUGUGCAGAAGCUAUUUGCCAAGUCUCAGUCCUUGGAAAACUCUGCAAUCAAAGGCAGCAUGAACGGGCGCUCUGCUGGAGGAAUGACUGGAACUACAGGAAGUGGGGAGGAUGGUGGCAGACCGACCCGAAGAAGCAAGAGUAAAGACAGGGCCAAAACUGAGGGGCCAAAGCAGAGACCUAGACCUAAUACACUUGGCCUCUGGAGCUCAGAUGAUGCCCUGGACACUGACGCUACCAAAGCUGGCACUAUUGCUGUAGGUUACCGCAACCCGUUGAGCAUGAUGACUCUGGGCAGAGCGGUGUCAGACAGCCAGGCCGCUCCAAGGCAUAUUCCACAGGGCUACAACACAAUUUCUGCACAUACUCUCAAGACCUCGAAAAGCAGCAGUGACCUCAAGUUCCUGGCAUGCCCAGCCACACAGGUAGGAUCCAAGGAAGAGGAGGGAAGAUCUAGGAGAAGCAAGGAUGAUAUACUGGUUAAGAGGGGCUCCUGGUCCACUCUCACCCUCAGCCAGGCCAGGCAAGUGUUGCAGAAGGGCUCUGCUACAGUCAACAGGACCCUGCUUAAGACAAAAUCAUGCCACCAAGACCUGGCACAACACUUCCUUCAGGUAGGAGGGCCAGUCCCAGUGGGGGACUGGGCAGGAACUCUGGGUCGAGGACGGGGCAAAGGACCUGAGAUUCCUUGUCGAAGGAUGCGCAGUGGCAGCUACGUGAAAGCCAUGGGAGACUUGGAAGACAGCGAGGACUCCGAGGGAAGCCCAAAACCUUCCCCCAAAUCUGCAGCUCGUCGUCAGAGCUACCUGAAGGCCACCCAGCAAUCCCUGAGUGAGCAGCAGCCACCACCACCUCCACGCAAGCCUCGUUGCUACGCUCUCAUGCGGGAGGAUUAUCUGUGGUCUCCUCUGCAGAGUGCAUGCUCUAUGCAGCAUCUGAGCACCCUGCCGUCCCUGAAAGAGCUGUCCACUAAUCGGAGCCUAGAUAACUUAGACUGCCUGGUGGGCCCUUUGGAGGCGCCCCCACGCCACAGGAACAACGAUUUCAGCCAAUGCUCUGGCACACUUGGCAGAGGCUCUGGUGCUCAGCGUGUGAGUCUGCACACGUUCUUUCAGGUAUGCGGGCAGGGCUGUGGACACUCUGUACCUUACUGCGAGGCGGAGUCGCAGGCGGUGGAGGCUCUGGAUCUGCCUGCGCCUACGUGCUUCCGGUCGCGAAGCCACAGCUACCUGAGGGCCAUCCAGGCGGGCUGCUCCCAGGAUGAAGAUACGGCUUCUGUGGACUCGGAGUCACCACCACCCACCGCUGCAAACUACAGCUACAGCUCCAACACCCUCAGCAAUAGGAAGGCUCCUCCUCCAGUCCCACCGCGGACCACCUCUAAGCCCCUCAUCUCAGUGACGUUGCAGAGCAGCACAGAGUCGGCCCAAGACACAUACCUUGACCAGCAGGACCGCGGCAGCGAGGCCAACAGCCAGUCGGGGCGCAGCAAUUCCUCAGACAGCCUCUGUAGCUUACGCACGGGCAGCCUGGCUAAGGGCACCCAGCGCCCACUGCUCCCUGCACCUGCUGCAGGCCCCAUACCUCCUGUUCCAGCCCCUCGUGAGCUCCCUCCCACCACCACCACUUCCACAUCUACUCAACCCCAUCAUGAAACCGUGAGCAUUGGUAUCACCCUAGAGCCGCCCCCAACCGCCCCCAAGAGGAAACUGUCCUCUAUUGGAAUUCAAGUGGAUUGCGUUUUGCCGAUUCCAAGAGAGGAACCACUACCACUGGCUACCCCUUUAAAGUUUCAGUCGAUUGGAGUUCAAGUUGAGAACGGCAGGCCCCUCAGCCGGGACAGCAGCAUGGCCUCCAGACAAAAUACAAUGACUGAGCCUCAGGAGCCCCAGGAUUCCACAGCUACAGAAAACAACACAGCCAACUGCAACAGUCAGACAGCGAACGCCACUGCACCAAACGGACAGGACAAAGCCAUGGAACAGCAGCCCCUUAAACACACCUCAGCCUCAUCCAGGAUAUCCACCUCACCUCCAGAGACUCUGGACCCAGCUUUAGACCCGUCCUCGCUGCCGCCGCCGGACCCCAGCCUCGAAUCCGGAAACUGCAGCUCCCAGGGAGAUGCUACUCAGUCCGGCACGCCGGCUUGUCUCCGAGACGGGAACUGGUUUCUGAAGCUGCUACAGGCAGAAACGGGCCGCAUGGAGGGCUGGUGUCAACAGAUGGAUCAGGAGACCAAAGACAACAAGCUCUCAGAGGAGGUCUUGGGGACGAUCCGCAGUGCAGUAGGCAGCGCUCAGCUCCUCAUAUCACAGAAGUUUGAGCAGUUCAGAGGGCUCUGUAAUGAGAACCUGAACUUAAACGCCAACCCACGGCCAACAGCGCAGGACCUCGCUGGGUUCUGGGAUCUGCUACAACUCUCAAUAGAAGACAUCAGCAUGAAGUUUGAUGAGCUCUACCAGCUGAAAGCCAACAACUGGCAACUUCCUGAGAAGUCAGAGAAGGAUGAAAAUAAGCAGCUUCCAUCAUCUGUGCCAAAGAAGCAGUCAAAGCCCCGGCUGUCAGCAGGGAAGGACCGGAGCGUAGACUCUGCUGUGGACAAGCAGCGGCAAGAAGCCAGAAAGCGGUUGAUGGCAGCGAAGAGGGCAGCAUCAGUGCGGCAAAACUCCGCCACGGAAAGUGCUGACAGCAUCGAAAUCUACGUCCCAGAGGCCCAGACUCGCCUCUGAGAGCAAACCAGCACCGAUCACAGAGAAUAAUCCUGACGCUCAUCAGACAUUCAUUGACACAAACACAAACCUGAGACGAACACAGAGAAACGGAUGCACAGAGGUUGAUCCCUCACAGCAGCACAGCUGAUGACACGAGACACGUUGGGAUCACUGGGCACCGCAGUAACCCAGAAUAAUGCAGUUCAUCAACCUGCUGCUGUGGAACAGAAACAACCUGGACAGAUGUUUAAUACUAUUAUUGUUAUUAUUAUUAUUAUUGUUAUUAUUGACAUUAUAAUAAUUAUUAUCUCCUAAAGUAUUUCAAGACUGUCUUAAUUGUGCAAGUAUCUUGGAUAAGGACAUUCUGUACCUUGUGAGCUGAAGAAUCUUGGUAUCCUAGAAGUUUACUCUCUUUAAACUCCCUUCACUGCUGAGUCUACCGGCAAGUUGUGGCUGCCUGGUUUACGAGCUGAGCUACCAUCCACACACACUCAGGACACACAUGCAGGUGUACUCGCUGUCCACAGAGUCUUCCUGUUCUCUCUUUGUAUUAGGCUGCCACUCGUUGGGUGUGGUGUGUACACUUUACUGUGUAAAACAAAAAAAAAAAAGGAAAAAAAGUAAGAUGGCGUUAAUGUACUCAGAGGUUUAAAAUGCAGAGAACCAGAGGAAGGCAGUAGCAUAUAUAUUAUAAAUAUCACACUAUUACAAUGUUCAUUUUGUAAAUGUUGUAUACCAGAUUAUUUGUUAGAAAGAGGUCAGUGUUCAGUACCAAGGUAGUUUUUUAUAGAUCGAGUACAUUUACUGUCAUGAUAUAUUAGCACUUGAUGCAAUCAUUCACUCCACCUCUCUAUCCUCCUCUCUUUUUCACAGACAUUCACUACACAGCCUAUUACCCACUGUUGAAGUCUUACAUUUGGUUUGUUUUUGCAAAGGUUUGAGAGGAAUGACUGGCCAGCCAGUGAGCUUUAGUGGAAUGUAUGUAAUGUAUGCAUUUACAGCUCGUGUUGACUUGAUCACUGCACUUUCCAUUCACCUCAGAUCAAGUUCGCCCACCAUUUGUUUUCCUGACCAUUCUGACUUUCACUGCAUCCUCCUGUGAUGUAGGGGACCAAGACAUUCACCACUUGAUGCGGCAUUCCCAUUCAACCGGUGUGUGAUAGGGUGGGGGUUUACUUGCUAAUGGAAAGGAAAUGGAAUAGCAUAGCAAUAAUAAAAAACAUAAGCGCGAGCAAUGCAGUAGGUACCCGGUCUUAAAUUAUUUAACUAACGUUUCCAGUGGGACUUUCUUAGCAUGAAGGAUGAAUGUUUAUUUCCUCUGUGAUCUUUCCUUGAAAUGACAAACCUCAGGUUGAACAGUAAAAACCACUAUUGAUGACAUAUUUAUUAUAUAACCGCUCACGAAUUGGCCAAAUGCAGAAAACCUUUGCCAAAUAUUCCAUAUGACUCCCACUUAGGGGAGAAAAGUAGGGUUUGGUGAGAUUUGUUGCAGCAGGAUUAACGUGACUUCUAAAAUCGGUUUCCUUCUUUCCGCUUUCUAGCAGCUUAGACUCCCACCCUCGUCUUAUGAAGAAUCAAGAACUGUGGUACUUAAUUUUUUAUUUAAAUUUUAAUGUCAUUUUAAUUUUUACACAUUUUGUGACCGUCAUUGGAAAUUAGGUCAACACAAACUUGUCUUGACUUGUGUAAUUCUAAUAAUUAAUGGUGCUUGCGAGGGAUUGCGCGUUGUGCCAAGAUGGCAGCGAUCAUACCGUUUUAGUCUCAUUGGAUGAAGCUUUUAUUUAAAGUGGUUAUUUUGUUUAAUCUGCGCGUGGACUCAGCUGCCUGUGUGCGGACUCCUAGCUAAGUUUGUGCUUGCAUCUCACUCCAGCUGCACUAUGCCUUGUCUGUGUUAACUCAUGACACUUUGAUGAUGGGACUGGGAUAUUUUCCAAGUUUCCAAAACAGGAACUUGGAAACACGAGUGCCAAGGGUACAUGAGUGGAACAUGGCAUAGUAGAUAAUCAUGCACAAGUGUAGGUGUGUAGGUUGAUUUCUUAGUUGUUGUUUUUUUUUUUGUGGUCUUUUUUUUUUUUUUUUUUUUAAUUUUAAGUAAGAGCUGGCUCUCCCCCUACUGGUCAGUCCUUGUGUGACACUCCAGACACCAUCUUCUGCUCCAUUUUGAGUCAUUUAGUUUAGUUUCAUCAAACCAGAUAUGGAGUUGGACUGGGAAUGCUGACACAACACUGCGUUGUUGAUUUUCUUAUUCUCUUAUUUGUAUUGCAUCAACAAUGGACAUGUGCAUUUCAUUGUCCAAAGAAAUCAUUAAACAUCCCUUUGCUACAUGUCCUGGUCAUCAUUCUUGCUGCGUUGUUUUAAUGCACUCAUUCAUGACACGGUGGUAAUAUUAGCUGCUGAGUUAAUAUUACAUGCAAAUGAAUCAUAAGCAGUAGACUAGAUCUCUUACUGUUACUGUGUAAUCUCUAAAAGCAUGGCCUUCCUACUUUAAAAAAAAAAAAAAAAAAGAUACAAAGAUCCUUGCCGGUGAAUUUUCAGUAUUCCUUUAAAUGGGUCUUGCAAAUGAUCUGAAGCUUUUUAAUCUGUGUGAGGCAUUCAGGGUAUGUGCGAGCUUGGAAUUGUGGCAAAUGGUGGAAAGUUCCUUUUUCAUAGAGCAUCCUUUGAGAGGCGGAUCCCUUUAUUUGCCUGCAUAAGUGAACUUCUAAAGAGAGCAAGACCUGAUCAGGGACCUUCAGACAGUUUGUUUACCAGUACUUCCUGAGUUUCAAAGGGCUACAAAAUGGACAAACGAUGACUAGAGCGCGCAACUCUGGAGCCAGAUCAUGUGGAUGUGGUACUCGAGCCGCCGCGUCGAUGAAGCAAAGUUCUCCUGCUGAGAGGUUGCAAGAAUUUACAGAAUUGUCAGACACAGUCGCCUUGAAAAUCUUUGGAGUGAAUACUGGGUCUUUGGGUGUGCUGGGUGGACAGAAACACGGUCUCAAAAUCAUUAGUCUGUUCUGACCUUGCCCAAGUGGCCACGUGUCCGCUAUCCUCUCAGAGAUCCAGCUAGGAAAAUGAGCAAAAACUAAGUAGUUCCAGAUUAUCUUGUACUGAUAAACAUUAUUUUACAAAAUAAGCACAUAUCUUACAGACGAAGGGUUGUUUAAUGUUAUGGUGUAUUAGUUAGACACUGUGAGGCUAGUUUCUUUUAUGAGAAUAAACACUUGUGACUGCAA